Messenger RNA from Rhinichthys klamathensis goyatoka, 1283 nucleotides. RefSeq names its product ribonucleotide reductase M2 b (gene rrm2b). The coding region runs from base 108 to 1157 and encodes 349 amino acids. The transcript is spliced from 9 exons. The record is from RefSeq and is a predicted model, not a curated record. Gene Ontology annotation, cellular component: cytosol. NCBI's taxonomy places the organism in Eukaryota, Metazoa, Chordata, Actinopteri, Cypriniformes, Leuciscidae. Gene Ontology annotation, biological process: deoxyribonucleotide biosynthetic process. Gene Ontology annotation, molecular function: ribonucleoside-diphosphate reductase activity, thioredoxin disulfide as acceptor.
GCGAUAAGCGUGGUAUAUUCUUGCUUCAGUUAACUUAGUCAUUUUCAAUGACAGUCGACGUAGAGAGAUCGCAGCUUCAUCGCUGCUGACCAAACACGAUAAUAAUCAUGAACUCCAGUAAAAGCAACUCUCAGACGGACAUUACGGAAUAUCAGAAUGGUCACAAGGAUGUUGGCCCAAGCAGUAUUGAAGACGAGCCCCUCCUCAGAGAGAACCCCAAACGAUUUGUCAUUUUCCCUAUUCAAUAUCCAGACAUCUGGAAAAUGUACAAACAAGCUCAAGCUUCAUUCUGGACAGUUGAGGAGGUGGAUUUAUCAAAGGACUUGGUUCACUGGGACAGCCUGAAGUCUGAAGAGAAACACUUCAUAUCCCAUAUACUGGCUUUCUUUGCAGCAAGUGAUGGGAUAGUCAACGAGAACCUAGUGCAGAGGUUCAGUCAAGAGGUGCAGCUCCCGGAGGCUCGAUCCUUCUACGGCUUUCAGAUCCUCAUCGAGAAUGUGCACUCCGAAAUGUACAGCAUGCUCAUCAACACCUACAUAAGGGAUCUGAAAGAGAGGGACUAUUUGUUUAAUGCAAUUCAGACCAUGCCUCUUGUAAGGCGGAAAGCAGACUGGGCCUUACAGUGGAUCUCUGACACAAACUCAACUUUUGGAGAGCGACUAGUAGCUUUUGCUGCGGUGGAAGGCAUCUUCUUCUCUGGAUCAUUUGCUGCCAUCUACUGGUUGAAGAAAAGAGGCCUGAUGCCCGGACUCACCUACUCCAAUGAACUCAUCAGCAGAGAUGAGGGUCUGCACUGUAAUUUCGCCUGUCUAAUGUACAGCUACUUGGUGAAAAAACCUUCUGCUGGCAGAGUGAAUGACAUCAUCAAAAAGGCUGUGAGCAUUGAACAGGAGUUUCUCACAGAAGCCUUACCGGUCAAUUUGAUCGGGAUGAACUGCUCUCUCAUGAAGCAGUACAUUGAGUUUGUGGCUGACCGAUUGCUAACAGACUUAGGAUUGGCCAAAGUUUACCGUUCAGAAAACCCCUUCGACUUUAUGGAGUCAAUCUCAUUGGAGGGAAAAACAAAUUUCUUCGAGAAGCGAGUUGGCGAGUACCAGCGACUUGGAGUGAUGUCAAACAUGAUGGACUGUGAAUUCACUCUUGAUGCAGAUUUCUAACGAUGAACUUGAAGAAAUUGUAUUUAUUUAUUGGACAGUGUUUUAUUACUUCCUAAAGAAAGAAAAGUCGUCAACUGACUUUUUGUUUGUUUUUAAGUCCAAGCUGAAAAUGAAAAAUGAACAGUG